CAUUUCUCUUUUUCCGAGAAAACAAACAGAUAUGGAAGAUUAUUUUUCUUCGUUUAAUUCAUUCUUAGCUCGCUUCAGAGUUUCUGCCAAUCUGUUCCUUUCAAAAUUCGAACCCCUGGCUCUGCUCCUCGCCCCUCUCCUCACUCUCGUUAUCGCGCGUGCACUUCACUCGCUUCUCUCCGUUGUCCACGACAGAGGGCUCAAGGCUACGCUCAUAGGCGUGUUCAUGACUUCCGUCAAGUUGAUUCCUGGUGUUAAGAGUUAUAUUGAUGCGGAGAAACAAAAGGUUGUGGACAAGUUGCAAUCUGGUAGCAAAUCCAAACGAGAAGACUGGAGGACAGAAUUGCCAACCACAGGUUUUGGAGCGGGUAUUAUAGAAGAAAUGAAAGAUGCAAAAAGCAAGGAUGUUGAUUGGCAAGGAAAAUGCUCUGGUACAGUCUAUAUUGGUGGAAGUGAAUCUGAAGGACAUUUUUCUUUGAUCAAUGAGGCAUGUUCAAUGUUUGCGCAUACCAAUCCAUUACAUUUAGAUGUGUUCCAGAGUGUGGGACGAUUUGAAGCUGAAGUAGUCGCUAUGACAGCGGAUCUACUUGGCAGUAAAGAUAAAGCCUCCGGAGGACAAAUAUGUGGAAACAUGACAUCAGGAGGAACCGAGAGCAUACUGUUAGCUGUGAAAACCUCUCGGGAUUACAUGAAGAUGAAGAAGGGGAUUACCAAGCCAGAAAUGAUAAUAGCUGAAUCUGCACAUUCAGCAUAUGACAAGGCAGCACAAUAUUUUAACAUCAAGCUCCGUCGUGUCCUUGUCAAUAAGGAAUUCAAAGCAGAUGUGAAAGCAAUCAGACAGCAUAUUAACAGAAACACUAUCAUGAUUGUUGGAUCUGCACCUGGGUUUCCUCAUGGCAUCAUUGACCCUAUUGAGGAGCUAGGUAAAUUGGCUGAUAGCUAUGGAAUUUGUUUCCAUGUUGACCUUUGUCUUGGUGGCUUUGUUUUGCCUUUUGCUCAUAAACUCGGGUAUCCAAUUCCACCAUUUGAUUUCACUGUUAAGGGAGUAACUUCAGUUUCAACCGAUGUUCAUAAAUAUGGCCUAGCUCCUAAAGGAACAAGCAUAGUUCUUUACAGAAAUCAUGAAAUUAGAAAGCAUCAAUUUGUAGCUGUUACUGAGUGGUCAGGUGGGCUAUAUGUGUCUCCGACCAUAGCUGGAAGCAGGCCUGGAGCGUUGAUUGCUGGAGCUUGGGCAGCGAUGAUGUCUCUAGGACAACAAGGUUACUUGGAGAAUACAAGAAAAAUCAUGGAAGCAUCAAAGAUGAUUGAGAAAGGGAUAAAGGAGAUUUCCGAGUUGUUUAUCAUUGGAAAGCCGGACAUGACACUGGUGGCAUUUGGAUCUUCAGUUCUAGACAUAUUUGAAGUAAACGAUAUCAUGUCUCGCAAAGGUUGGCAUUUGAAUGCAUUGCAGAGGCCCAACAGCCUUCAUAUCUGUGUCACUCUUCAACAUGUACCAGUUGUUGAUACCUUCCUCCAGGAUUUGAGGGAAGCCGUGCAAACUGUGAAAGAAAAUCCAGGCCCUAUAAGUGGAGGCCUAGCGCCCAUAUACGGUGCUGCAGGGAAGAUACCUGAUCGAGGCAUGGUUCAAGAAUUGUUGGUGAAUUACAUGGAUGGUACAUGUUGAUGCUCUGAAUAUAUGCAAUGCCGAGCACAUUAAGGUUGAUUUUAGAUCCGUAAGCUCGCAUCACGGAUUCAAGUGUGCAAAGAGGUAAAGUUCGAGUCUCAUCCCAUACCCUAGUUCUGAUCCAUUUGCUUCUUUACAAUCUUUAUUGGUUUGUAGUUUGUACAAUAAGAAUGGUGGUUAAUUAAUUAAUCAUGGAAGAUAAAUGUUCAUUUGACCGCAA
This is a messenger RNA of Hibiscus syriacus, 1883 nucleotides long. Its product is annotated as sphingosine-1-phosphate lyase-like. The record is from RefSeq and is a predicted model, not a curated record. Gene Ontology annotation, cellular component: endoplasmic reticulum. Lineage: Eukaryota; Viridiplantae; Streptophyta; Magnoliopsida; Malvales; Malvaceae. Gene Ontology annotation, molecular function: pyridoxal phosphate binding; sphinganine-1-phosphate aldolase activity. Gene Ontology annotation, biological process: sphingolipid catabolic process; carboxylic acid metabolic process. The coding region runs from base 32 to 1663 and encodes 543 amino acids. The transcript has 15 exons.